AUGGAGGUAAACAAUACAACCACCUUGUCCAACAUCUCAAGCACGGACCCACACCGCUGUGAUGUGUAUUGCAGGACAAUUCUGAUAACAGUCUACAGCAUAGUUUUUCUUGGCGGCACUGUUGGAACAGUUAUGAUGUCAUGCAUGAUGUUCAAAAGGAAUAGCCAAUCCAUGAUUGCCACGAUCAUCCUUAACAUCAUGGUGCUGCACUCCCUCCUCCUGGUCAGUCUUCCGUUCCGCCUCAGCUACUACCUCUCAGUGGUCUGGGAGCUCGGAUCCUUCACCUGCCGAGUGACUAGUGGUCUCAUAUACUAUCACAUGUACUUUACCUUUGUUUUCUAUGUGGCCAUUGUCACGCUUCGACUGCUCAUCUACUUUAAGAAACUCCAAACACAGCAAUUACAAAAGUACCAUGCAAUAAUUCUAAGCAUUGUUAUUUGGGUGGUGGGUAGCUUCAUCUUUUUGCCAGUAUUUUUUUCACAAUAUGGCACAGAUCCAAGUUACUUAGAACAGCAACGAUGCUUUGAGUUCUACAAAGAUCUCAACUUCAAGGAAGUCAUCAUCAUGAACUACUCUAUGAUUGUCAUUAUCAUGACAACUGUUCUAGUCCUCUUUCUCAUACAGAUGGCUGUCGUUCUUCGGUUAAUAAAGGCUUAUUGGCCUGAUUUGUGGGCCCAUCAUGAGUAUAGAGCUCAAAUCAAGAGUUUCUUCUUCCUGUUAGUAAUAGUUGUCUGCUUUAUACCCCACCAUGCAUUCCGGGUAUAUUUUAUUCAAAAUUAUUCAGAGGAGGAAAAUCCCAAGUUAAUACUUUACAAUGAAAUUUGUGUUGCUUUAACGACGGUUUGCUGCCUGGAUAUGCUGUGUUUUGUAGGCGGGGUCAUUCACUAG
This is a messenger RNA of Nannospalax galili (Upper Galilee mountains blind mole rat), 888 nucleotides long. Its product is annotated as probable G-protein coupled receptor 141. Gene Ontology annotation, molecular function: G protein-coupled receptor activity; oxysterol binding. The record is from RefSeq and is a predicted model, not a curated record. The transcript has a single exon. Gene Ontology annotation, biological process: G protein-coupled receptor signaling pathway. Bases 1 to 888 code for a protein of 295 amino acids. Gene Ontology annotation, cellular component: membrane. NCBI's taxonomy places the organism in Eukaryota, Metazoa, Chordata, Mammalia, Rodentia, Spalacidae.